Debaryomyces tyrocola is the source of this 149-nucleotide messenger RNA. Lineage: Eukaryota; Fungi; Ascomycota; Pichiomycetes; Serinales; Debaryomycetaceae. The record is from the annotation of a GenBank genome assembly.
AUGGUUUUAGAUGACUACGGUAAAAAAACCGAUCUUCCUAUGUAUGUAUUCUAUGAAGACGAUUUAGUUGAAUGAGUAUUAACAAGUGUUUAGACAUAACAAGUUUAACCCGAGAAGAUCUAAUCCGCAGUCGUUAUACAAGAAGAUAG